CUAACUACUACUAGCUGAAAGAUAACUAGAAGUUCUAGAGUCGAGUCUCUUUAUUAUUAUUAUUAAGGAACGCAGGACUGUCCUCCGGAGGUUACAGCUCUCUCGUCGAAUUCCCCCCACCACGAAGACAUCAUCGACCGUCCUCACCGGGAAUUGCCCCACCUAAUCAUUCCCGCCCACCACAGCAGCAGCAGCAGAGAACUCCCCUCAUCUUUCCCUCGCAACUGAUCAGAAGAAGAAGGGGUUAAGAAAAAAAAAUUGAAUUGGCUUAUUCAUUCUUCAUAUCCUAGAAUUACUAGUGUGAAAAAAAGCCAAGCCAAGCGAAAGAGGAACCUCGACCAACGUUCUUCCGCGCCGCCGUUAAAUAAAAAGCCUGCAAUCAUGGGUUACACCGAUCUUGAUCAAUUGGCCAUCAACACGAUCCGUACUCUUGCGGUCGAUGCCACCUUCAAGGCCAACUCCGGUCACCCCGGUGCCCCUAUGGGCAUGGCGCCGGUGGCCCACGUCCUCUUCAACAAGUUCAUGACCUUCAACCCCCAGAACCCCAAGUGGCUCAACCGGGAUCGUUUCGUUCUCUCGAACGGCCACGGUUGUAUGCUGCAGUAUGCCCUGCUGCACAUGUUCGGCUACAAGGUCUCUAUGGACGACCUGAAGAACUUUAGACAAAUUGACAGCAUCACCCCCGGUCACCCCGAGUCUCACGACACCCCUGGUAUCGAGGUCACCACUGGUCCCCUUGGUCAGGGUUUCGCCAACGCUGUCGGUCUGGCCAUUGCUCAGAAGCACACCGCAGCCAUUUUCAACAAGCCCGGAUACGACCUGGUCAACAACUACACCUAUGUCUUCUUCGGUGAUGGCUGUGCUAUGGAGGGUAUUGCCAGCGAGGCCGCCAGUACUGCUGGUCACUUGAAGCUCAACAACCUGAUUGCUAUCUACGAUGACAACCACAUCUCCAUUGACGGUGACACCAAGUGCGCUUUCACUGAGGAUGUCCUGAAGCGUUUCGAGGCCUACGGCUGGCACACCGAGUGGGUCAAGGACGGUGACCACGACCUUGAGGGUAUCGAGGCCGCCAUCAGGAGGUGCAAGGAGGUCAAGGACAAGCCCUCCGUCAUCAAGCUGACCACGACCAUUGGUUUCGGUUCCAAGCUCCAGGGUACCGGUGGUGUUCACGGAAACCCUCUGAAGCCUGACGACGUCCAGCACGUCAAGAAGCUCUUCGGUUUCGACCCUGAGAAGACCUUCGUCGUCCCCCAGGAAGUGUACGACCUCUACCACAAGCACGCCGCCGAGGGUGCCGCCAAGGAGCAGGAAUGGAACCAGCUCCUCCAGAAGUAUGGCACUGAGUACAAGGCCGAGUACGAGGAUCUCACUCGCCGUCUGACUGGCAAGCUGCCUGAGGGCUGGGAGAAGAACCUCCCUACCUACAAGCCUUCUGACCCUGCUGUCGCUUCCCGUAAGCUGUCUGAGGCUGUCCUCGAGAAGGUCCACGGUGCUAUCCCUGAGCUGCUCUCCGGAUCUGCUGAUCUGACUGGCUCCAACAACACCCGCUGGAAGAACGCCGUUGACUUCCAGCCCCCUGACCUCGGUAUUGGUGACUGGUCUGGUCGCUACCUGCGCUAUGGUGUGCGUGAGCACGGAAUGGCUGCUAUCAUGAACGGUCUCGCGGCCUAUGGCACCAUCAUCCCCGCCGGUGGUACUUUCCUGAACUUCGUCUCCUACGCUGCUGGUGCCCUUCGUCUGUCGGCGCUCUCUCGCGUCCGUGUCAUCCACGUGGCCACCCACGACUCCAUCGGUCUGGGUGAGGACGGUCCUACUCACCAGCCCAUUGAGACUCUGGCUCACUUCCGUGCCAUGCCCAACCUCAUGGUCUGGCGCCCUGCUGACGGCAACGAGACCAGCGCUGCCUACUACUCUGCCCUGACCGCCCAGCACACCCCUAGCGUUCUGGCCCUCACUCGCCAGAACCUGCCCCAGCUGGAGAACUCUACCAUUGAGAAUGCUCUGAAGGGUGGCUACACUGUUCUUCCCACUGCCAACCCCAGCGUCAUCCUCAUCUCCACUGGUUCCGAGGUCAGCAUCUGUAUCGAGGCUGCCACCUACCUCAAGGAGAAGCACAACAUCGAUGCCGCCGUUGUCUCCGUUCCCUGCUUCGAGGUCUUCGAUGCCCAGAGCAAGGAGUACAGACUCUCCGUCCUCCCCGACGGUGUCCCCAUCCUGUCCGUCGAGGCACUCAGCACCAUGGGCUGGGAGCGCUACUCUCACGAGCAGUUCGGUCUCAACCGCUUCGGUGCCUCUGGUCCCUACAAGGAGGUCUACAAGAAAUUCGAGUUCACUCCGGAGGGCAUCAGCAAGCGUGCCAUUGCCACGAUUGACUUCUACAAGGGCCACAAGGUCCGCUCCCCGAUCAACCGUGCUUUCCAGCAGAUUCUGUAAGCACCUCAUUGCAGGUGUUUGCUCUUCGUUGAUGACCAAAGUUAUGAUGAUGGUUUCCGGGAUGUAUUCGAUAUCAGAAAAUGGGUACCUCCCGGGGUUUUAGGGAUCUACGACCUUUCUUCAGCGUUUUAUUUGCGCCACUUCUUUACGCCGAAAUAAUUGGCCCCGAAGUAUCUAUAUUAGAGAUUAGAACAAAGGGCUGUUAAAAUAAAGUAUAUGUUUGUCACGCCAAAU
Messenger RNA from Paecilomyces variotii, 2670 nucleotides. Its product is annotated as transketolase TktA. Gene Ontology annotation, cellular component: cytosol. Gene Ontology annotation, biological process: pentose-phosphate shunt. The record is from RefSeq and is a predicted model, not a curated record. Gene Ontology annotation, molecular function: transketolase activity. NCBI's taxonomy places the organism in Eukaryota, Fungi, Ascomycota, Eurotiomycetes, Eurotiales, Thermoascaceae. The coding region runs from base 382 to 2436 and encodes 684 amino acids. The transcript has 7 exons.